Thecamonas trahens ATCC 50062 is the source of this 1268-nucleotide messenger RNA. RefSeq lists its product as uncharacterized. The transcript has 2 exons. Gene Ontology annotation, biological process: actin cortical patch localization; endocytosis. Lineage: Eukaryota; Apusomonadida; Apusomonadidae. Bases 128 to 1249 code for a protein of 373 amino acids. The record is from RefSeq and is a predicted model, not a curated record. Gene Ontology annotation, molecular function: protein binding.
AGCGCCAACUUGUGCGGCGAGUAGCCAAAGGGGCAAAGCAGCGGAAAGUAGAAGAGCAAGCAUAGUUUAGCCUCUCCCCACACACCACAUUCACGUCAGUCUCUCCAUCUUCCCUGGCCUCCACUCCAUGUACAAACUCAAGUUGAAGCAGAAGCUCAACCAGGCCCGGUCCCACUCGGAGCUACAGAAUGCCAUCACCAUGGGCAAGGCCGUGGUCAAGACUCUCAACAAACUAGUUGAGAAGCAGAAACUAGCACAAACCGCCAUCUCGACGUGGGGAUCGGAGGAGGAGGACUCGGAUCUGCAGGUCUUUUUCCGCAAGAUCAACGAUGUGCAGGACGAGUGGUUUGCCAUUCAGGCCGCGUUUGCCGACAAGUACGACCAGUUUGUGAUUAUGUGGGAGUCGAUUCUCAACGAGGUCAAGUCACUCGACCCGCUCAACAAGAGCGUAGUGGCGGCCGAGUCGCGGCUGGAGAAGAAGCGCAAGGCACUGGAGAAGGCCAAGGGCAAGCCGGACUUUGAGACCAAGCGGGCACAGCUCGAGGGCGACGUGGAUGAGAUGGAGGCGCAGCUGGAGCAGGCGCUCCGCGAGCGCGACACGCGGUCGGACGAGAUCACUGCCUUUAAGAAGGAGCGCUUUGCCGAGGGCUACACCGAUCUCUCCAAGGCGCUGCUCAUCAUGCAUGAGCGCGGCUCUCGGGCCAUUGCCGAGCAGAUCGACGCUGCCGGCCGCCUAGACGCGCGGUACGCGGCCGAGCGCGGAAACACGGCCGCCAACGUGCCGCAGCUCACCUCGCUCACCAUUUCGCCGGCUGCUGCUGCGGCCUCGUCGGCCUCGUCGCCGCGGUCGGCCGAGUCGGAGGAGCCGCCGACCCACCUGGCCCAACCGGUCUCGCACCAGCUGGCCGCCGAGUCGGAUACCAACGCGUCGGGCGUCGAGUCGGGCGACGGCGCCAUGACCGAGCCGCAGCGCCCGCCGUCGACUGGCAUUGCCGCCUCGGACGGCCCGGUCGUCGAGUCGGAUGGCGACGCCGCUGGGGAUGACGACGACGACGAUGGCAUCAUUCCUGUCCAGCUCCGCGUCCGCGCCCUCUACGACUACGAGGGCGAGGAAGGCGAUCUCUCGUUCCGCGCCGGCGACAUCAUCGACGUCACUGGCAAGGACGAGGACGGCUGGUGGAUCGGCAUCCAGGACGGCGUCGAGGGUCUGGUGCCGUCCAACUAUGUCGAGGUGCUGGAGGGCGAGUAAACACUGCGGUACCACCGAA